Molecule: messenger RNA, 3238 nt
Organism: Catharus ustulatus (Swainson's thrush)
Lineage: Eukaryota; Metazoa; Chordata; Aves; Passeriformes; Turdidae
Product: killer cell lectin-like receptor subfamily F member 1
Exons: 7
Coding region: 1384-2178 (264 amino acids)
Source: RefSeq, a predicted model, not a curated record
ACGGCUGCUAUGUAGGUGUCAGUGAAACAAACCUCACCAGGCGCCAGUUCACAGUAUUGAUCUAUUAUCAGAUAAUAAACCCAUCAUGAUUUAGAUACGUGGCUUAUAAAUCAUACUCGGGCAGCACUUCUGACUAAUCUGUUCCAUGACCAUCAAAGGUUCUUCUUUUUUUUUUCCCCCUCUAAACCUUUUUGUUUCUGCACUUAACACUGUUACCAGUAUUGAGCAUCAGAAGGGAAAAAUCAGUAAUACAAACUUACAGCCCCAAACUUUGUUUUUUUUCAGGUCCCUUUGAAUGUAACAAAAACCUGCAAGCAGCCUGUAUAAACAUUAUUUUCAACAGACCAUAUAGAUGUACAGACCUUCUCUGUGUUGAACUUGGAGGGAAUUUUCUAAGUGGGAAUAAGGUACAAAAUCAAGUGUAGCUCUUAGCAGGAAAUGUCACACAUAGGACUCAGUGUCUGAGUGUUCUGAAUGUGUUUUUAGGCUUUAGAAGGUGUUUAUGUUUCAAUUAAAAUCUCUGAGGCUUCCUCCUCGCCUGAAAUAGAGAACAAAAACACUGGCAUCAAGAUAUCCUGCAGCAAGCAUAUGGGUAAUGAAAAAGGAGUUUAAGGUAAUAAAGGCAACUCAGGUUUUCUAUCUGGGGAGCUGUUGGCUCAAGCAGGGAAUAGUUCAACUACUGUUACAGUAAAGUAUGGAAACAUUCUUGUAAAAAGUGUUGAGAAUAUUUUUUCUAAAUUUCAUUUUGAGUUCAUGUUAGUGCAUCAUCAAUAUCACCUAAAUUCAGCUGUUAAACCAUUAAAGUACUUUGUGGGUGGAGCAGGUUAGAAUUUGAGUUACAUGUUUGAAGCUGCCUGGUCGCAGUACAUUAACCCCAAAACCCCAGCACAUACUCUUACAUGUACUUCUUGUUUAUCUUUCUUUCAGGUGGAGAGGCUGUGUAAGAUCAUACACAGGAGCACAAAACAGCCACAGCACAAAAAUUGUGCUCUCUAUUCUCGUGAGAACCAGCAAACCUUGCAUACCUGUGUAAGUCCAUUUUUGGGCAUUCCUUAGAGAAUUUUCUCUGCUUUGACCAAUAAGAUUUUUUCUUAUAUAUUAGUGAAAAUAAUAGGUUUUCAUCUUCAUUUUCUCCUGUAUUUUGAAGGGCAAGAAGAGACAGAAUAGUGGCUAAAAACAGGCUUUGAAGCUGCACUGAAAUAAAUAACUCAGUGACUUCCUUUUUUUUGUGUUUCUCAGCCUUCCUCAGAGCCAUAGCAGACAGAGCAUGUGCUUUGGAGGGAGGAAAAGCUGAAACAGGAUGCAAAUGACUGUGCUAGAGCUGCUUUUUCCAUAGCUCUGAGGGACAGGUUCUUUCCAUAGCUCUGGGGGACAGGCUGACGGAUGGCAGGGGAUGUCACCUAUGCUGCCGUGGCGAUGCUGCCGAGGGAAAGGCCACGCGCUCCUCCAGGGACAUCAAACCCAGGAAACACAAUCACAUAUGCUGAGCUGCAUGUGAAGCCCCAGCCCCAAGGAAACAGCAGAGCAGAGACUUCCGCUUCUGGCUGCAGGCAUAGGAGCUCAGCCUGGUUCUACGUGGCGCUGGUCCUGGCAGUCCUCGUGCUCAUCCUGCUGGGAAUUGUGGUCAUACAAGCCAAGCUGGUUUUGAAGGGUAGAGCGGGAGAAUCAGAAAGUUUGCCUCAGUAUGGUCUGAAUAGCACCAGCAGUGACAUUUCUUCAGAGAGAACCAUCCCAGCAGCGCUCCUGAAAUGGCUCAUGGAGGAGCUGUGUGAAGAUGGACAGGGGACAAGAUGUGAGCUGUGUCCCCCCGGGUGGCAGCUGCACAGGGGCAGAUGUUACUUCUUCUCCGAGGAGACCAGGAGCUGGGAGGACAGCCAGAAAAACUGCCUGGCCAGGAAAUCCCAGCUGCUUGUCAUCGAGGAUGAAAUUGAGAUGGAAUUUAUAGACAACAAAGACAAAGACACCAAAUAUAUCUGGAUUGGCUCUGAAGACAUGAAGAAAACAAGGAGUUCAGUGGAAGAUCACAGAAUAAAAGAAAAGAGCAGGACAGCUCUAAAAAGCAUUGAGGCUGAAAAGAAUUGUGCUGUUUACAGAAGGAAAAACGUGAUCCAGGCAGACAACUGCCAGACAUUAAAGGAGUGGAUCUGUAAGAAGAAUGCAACUUUGCUGGUGCUCUGAGCCCCAUUUCCACACAACAGGCAAAGCUUCUUGCCAGGAGACCCAUUUUACAGACAAACCAACUUGUGAUGUAAAUAAUUCUUAUCAGACUUACAGGGAAGUUUGCACUUUGCUGUGCUGUGCUCCCUAAGAAGUCAGAAGACAGGUCCUGCAAGCUGUCACAUGAGGAAGUUGGGGUGCUGAGCCUUCACACAGAAGAUUUUGGCAGCAGCUGCCUCAGGAAGGUCAGGGGAGAAGAAAUACUCAUGAGGAAGAGCACUGUGCACAUGAGCUGUGUGAUGUGCAGGAAUAUGGCCCCUGUGGGGAUCAGGGUGUGCUGGUCCCACUGCUGUCACCUCUGCCAGCAGGCAGCUGCUGAGCUGAGCACGUCUUGUUUGGGUUUCAGGAUUUUAGUGUUUUCUGAAGUCUGCGGUUUUGGUUUUUGUUUGUUUUUUUUUUUCCCUUGGGGUAUAAUUGUGACUCACAGAAGCCACUUGAGGGUUGUGAAAAAAUGCAUUUAUUGGACAGUGUCUUAUUCAAAGCUGCUGCACAGCUACUGGGUGUAAGCAGCAGCCCAGGCACGGAGUGACUUGUGACACUUGUGGUUGAUGUGCUGAUUGCUCCCAUCUUCUUCUGGUGCUGAGCCUGGGAGUCUGAAGGGAUUAACUAGGGAAGGGGCUUGGACUGUAAGACAACAUUGCAGUGCAAGGAAGUAAAAGGUGAUAACCUUUCUCUUUCUAUAUUUUGUCCCUUUGCACUGUAAAUUCCAACCAGUGAUGGUAUGGUGACUUCACAAAGACUGGUGAAAUUAAUGCCUGGGACUGCACUCAGUAAAUGCAUUGAAGUGUCAUGAAUAAAUGUUAUUUCUGGGUCUAGAACACAAAAACGCUAAGACCUAAUGCCUUUAUUAGAUUCACAUAUUUGACAGGAAUGAAGAAAUGUCAUGAAUUGAAGGUGCUACUCUAACAAAAAUGGCACUGACUGGAAUUUAACAGAAACAAGUCUAAUGUGGUUUUUGAGAUGGUGAGCCUUUACCUCAUCUUUGUUGUGAUGCACACAAAUAAAGGCAGCUGCAGUUUCA